AUGAUCUCAGCAUCUGGAAAUUUUGACUAUCCUUCGCUCAAAGAGCUACUAAAGGAUACGACUGCUGAAGUCCUACUUCCGGGUGACGGCGAAGAGUAUGAAAAGAGCAUCGAAAGGUGGAGUGAGCACUGCAUCAAACGAGCUGUGGGUUUGCCCGAUUUCGCUGCUGUAAUCAGAGUCCGGUCCGCAGAUGACGUUUCCGCAACUCUAGCUCAGAUACGCGAGCACAGCAUCCCGUUCACAGUCCGUGGAGGAGGCCACAGCACAUCCGGAGCCGCAUCUAUCGAGGAUGGCAUCGUCAUCGAUCUUUCUAAGAUGCGCAAGGUGACUGUCGACGCGGAUGCCAAAACGAUCAAAGCCGAAGGAGGAACUAUCUGGGAAGACGUCGAUGUUGAAGCUGCCAAGUUUGGACUUGCGACUGUUGGAGGUACAGUCAACCAUACCGGUGUAGGCGGUUUGACACUAGGGGGAGGCUAUGGUUAUCUCACUGGAAAGUAUGGCUUAACAAUUGAUAACCUCUUGUCUGUUGACAUGGUCCUCGCUUCUGGUGAGCAAGUUGUCGCAUCAGCAACCUCGAAUCCCGACCUCUACUGGGCUGUGCGAGGUGCAGGUCAAAACUUUGGAGUAGCAACGGCAUUUACAUUCCAAGGCUACGCACAGAAAAACUCUGUCUUUGCAGGACCAUUGGUCUUCCUUCCGGACAAAAUACCGCAGAUCGUUGAGUUCCUGAACAAGUUUCAUACUACAAACGACGGCAACCAAGCCAUGCUCAUGGGCUUCUCCGCUCCACCACCUGCCAAUGCACCCGUUGUACUUUGCCAGAUCUUCCACAAUGGCACUGAAAAAGAAGGAAAAGCCUUCUUUGCUGACCUAUUUGAACUUGGCCCUAUAGCGAACAUGACCGCCAUGAUACCUUACCCACAGCUAAAUAGCCUUCUUAACCAGGGGGCCGGGUUCGAUGGGCGUAAGCUUUUCGGUGGAGGUGCUUUCAAACUUCCGAUAGACUCAAAUUUCGCUGUGCAGCUUCAUGCAGAGUUCAACGCUUUUGUGGCUUCGCACGAACGGAUGAACGAGAGCAUGAUACUCUUCGAAGCCGUUCCUUACCAGAAGGUCAUAGAGGUUCCCAACGACAAGAUGGCGUUCUCGAACCGCGGCGAUUACUACAAUGUCGCUGUGAUGAUGAAAUGGUUUGAGCCCUUACUCGACGAGGAGAUCCGUACAUUCUCACGGAACCUCCUCAAGAAGGCCUCAGUGACUGCUGCGGACCGUUUAAAGGAUGAUGGUGUGGCUCAGUACGGCAACUAUGCUUCUGCUGAUGUUGAGGCAAACGAGAUCUUCGGCGCAAAUGUCAAGCGACUUGAGGAGCUCAAGCAUAAGUACGACCCUGAUAAUCUGUUCAGCCACGGCACGAAGUUGACACCGCGCCCCUUGGUGGUCGUUAACUAA
Messenger RNA from Alternaria atra, 1446 nucleotides. RefSeq lists its product as uncharacterized. The transcript has 5 exons. Bases 1 to 1446 code for a protein of 481 amino acids. Gene Ontology annotation, molecular function: oxidoreductase activity; FAD binding. Lineage: Eukaryota; Fungi; Ascomycota; Dothideomycetes; Pleosporales; Pleosporaceae. The record is from RefSeq and is a predicted model, not a curated record.